Messenger RNA from Brassica rapa (field mustard), 1374 nucleotides. RefSeq lists its product as uncharacterized. NCBI's taxonomy places the organism in Eukaryota, Viridiplantae, Streptophyta, Magnoliopsida, Brassicales, Brassicaceae. The record is from RefSeq and is a predicted model, not a curated record.
AAGCUGCUACUUCUCUCCGCUCCUAGGGUUCAAAUGUCUACACUCUCUCUCCACAACAACUCCUUGUUGAUAAUAAAUCCAAUAAAACUCUUCGAUUUUGAAUCUCUCCCCGGAGAAGAAGAUGAAGGCGUCAAUGAAGUUUCGAGAAGAGAAGAAGCCUCUCUUCAGAGCCAAGAUCCCUCUGAGCAUCAUAGGCCUCCCGUUUCAAUCCGGAAUCGUCGCCGGAGAAUCCAAGGAGCUCAGCCUCAACCUCUCCACCUUCUUCGAAUCAGGCCCUUCUCUCAAGAUCGCUUACCGCCCCAACGACUCAUACAACCCUUUCUCCCUCAUCGUCAAAACCGGAACCGGAUCCUUCGGCUCCCCGAUCUCGACCUCCAUGCUCAUGAGCGCCGAGUUCAACCUCCUCGGCCAAAGAAACCCUAGCUUCAUGAUCCACUUCAAACCCCAAUUCGGCGACUUCUCGAUCAAGAAAUCUCACUCCUCGUCUCGAUUCGACUCGAGUAGUCUCAACGGAUCUGUCUCGGAGGAGGAUUCGUCGAUCGAGAUUGUGGAUUCUCCGGCGAAGGUGACUCUUUUUCCGUCGGCGGCUUCGGCUGGAGAUAUCGCGGGGUUGUUGUCUGGCGUUGAGGUCGCGGCGAGGACGAGUUUGCCUGUGAGGGGACGCGCCGUCGUGAAUUUCAGGUGGGGGGUUAGGGUUCCGACGGAGAUUCGACGGGAGUUUGAUCCGACGGCUGUGGUUUCUCUGAGGAGGUUUCCGUUUCUGGUGAUGGAUAAGAUUGGGAUCGAACACGUGGAUGGUAAAGAGGUUGUUAAAGUUAAACCCGCGGGGGAUAAUGGUGGUGUUGAUUUGGGGAAGGUGUGUUUGUUUAUGGAGGAGCUUCGGUCGGAGAACAGGGAGUUGAAGAGAGCUGUCGAAGAUCUCAGGGGAGUGAUGGUGUCAAACGUUUCGCCAAUUGAUUACGGAUCGAAGCAUCGCGAAGCGGAGAGGAGCAAUAACAAAAGCAAGAGCAACAAUGGUAGAGCAAGAGGUGAUCGGUGGAGCAGCGAGAGGACGACGUCGGAUUGUGGCGGGAAGAAAAGCAAGGAAGAGGGUGACGUGGCGGAGGAGCUGAAGAAAGCUUUGAAAGGAGCUGCGUGAAAGCUUCUCGAUGGUAUUUGGAGACUUGAGAGUUUGUUAGAAUUGCACUUCAUUCGUCUGCUUAAUUUUAUCUAUGGCCUUUUGUAUAUAAUGCGUUAAGUUACUGCUGGAUUUUGGAAGAUUUUCAGAUCUUGUUUUGGAUAAUUCAAUGCAAUUGUAAGAGUUUUAGUAUGAGAUUAUGUUUAGAACUAGAUAUUGCUUGAUUUGAAUCAGUAUAAUAUGUUGGCAGUGAGCUA